CCAACCUUGACUCCAAUCCCAUAUCAUCGACCAUCGCAGAGCAAUCACAGGCCCACUCAAGCGAGAUGGCGCGGCAACCGUCCACCGACAUGGACGACGACGACGAGUUGACGGCCGAGAUUCAGGCGCAAGUCGACGAGUGGUCCAGCAACAGCAACGAGUGCCUCACCGUGCAACUCACGCGCCGCGAUGGCUCAAUUGUCGCAUCCUUCCAGCCAGAGUUCACGUACGCCAUGUUUGGCAACGAGGAGGCUAUCUUCGGAUACCAAGACCUACACAUCAUUCUGUCCUUCGUUGCCGACAGCCUCGAACCCAAGCUGGACAUCACGUACGAGAAGAAAUUCCCAUCGCAAGGUGAUGUGAAGCCCACGGACAUCAAACUGGCUCUGAGCGACUUCCUGCCGAGCUCGGCAUUUGGCAGGACGUCGAGCCACAAAAAGGACACGAGUUUCAAGCCGCCAGGCGAGAAGAUACACACUUACACCAGAAAUGGAUCGCGCUUUGAAACAUACUGCGCCAGCUUGGCCGACUCGGCAGCGAGGGAGAUUCUCGAAAACAUGCAGAUCCUCGUGCCUAUGUUUAUCGACGGCGGAAGUACUUUGGAGCUCGAUCAGGACUGGACGGCUGCCAGAUGGAAGUUAUUCUUGGUGUACGAAGUCAGCGAUGCCACAUAUACCUUUGCUGGCUUUGGCACUUCAUAUCGCAACUUCACCUUUCCCGAGCGCAAAAAGGCUGUCCAAUUCGAUCCAUUCUCGCCCUCAUCACAAGCGCUCGAUGCUUUCCUGGCUGUAGAUGGAGGAACGAAUCAGUUUGCACAGCCUGCUGAUUUUGACUCGCCUCUUGACCUACCGUCUCGCGAACGCCUUUCGCAAUUUCUCAUGCUGCCCCCCUGGCAUGGGAAGGGACACGGUCAGGAGCUCUACAAGGCCAUGUUCACGCAUCUCACGAUUCCAGACAGUGUACGCGAAUUCACUGUUGAGGAUCCCAAUGAGAGAUUCGAUGACCUGCGAGACUUUUGCGAUCUGCUCUACUUGCGCGCCAACGUGCCUGAAUUUGCGGAGCUUCGCAUACAGACUGGUAUACCGCCGGAAAAGCUCGAGGCGAGAGCCAACAUCCCCGUGGAGCUCAUCGUACCCGCUGGCGUCAGGAAGGACAUCAUGGCUCGAACAAAGAUCAUGCCGCGUCAAUUUGACAGACUCGUCGAAAUGCAUACCCUCUCGCACAUUCCUCAUCAGCAUCGCACACGCAGUCGAUUGACCAAGAAGAUGAACGCUACCAAUGAUGACGACAAGGCGUACUACCUGUGGCGGCUGUAUGCCAAGCACCGGCUUUACAAUUUCAACAAAGAUCAACUGGCACAGGUCGAGCAUGAGGAACGAGUGGAGAAGGUCGAAUCUGCAUUGGACAGUGUGCAGCAUCAGUACUCGGAGACGAUCGCAAAGGUAGAGGAGCGCGAGAGGGCUAUCGCAGCCGGCGAAAUCGAGACCAGUGAUGAUGUUGCAGCGGAACCGGGAGCUACUAAGCGCAAGCGUUGGACUGUCGUUGAUGACGAAGACGAGGUUAUGGAGGAGACUGAGGCGUCCGGAAAUGGUCAAGCUGAUAGUAAUGGACACAAGAAAAAGGCUCGGGUGACUUGAAUGCUUGCCCGUGUUUUGACAUGAUGUCAGAAGCCGGGAGGAGCGAGGCAAUUCAUGGUGGAAAACGCCUUGCUUAGGCUUGCUGAUAGGAGGUAGGAGGUACUCCAGCCUGCACUGACUACUGCAGUCUGCAGUCUGCAGUGCAGGCAACACAACAUGCUUGCUCCACGCGAGCUGCACCUGCAUGUGCCGAAACUCAAAAGUACAGGACUCUGCCACUCUGCAAAAGUUACUAAGAGGUAUUACGGACCGACAGGCACGCAGCUUGCACUCUAAACGACACCGACCGGAGACGAGCCCCAGAGACAGUGGCAGUCACCAACGAGACGACUGAUCAGUCAUUCACGGUCAGCAGGAUCGGGCCUGGAAAAGUUUGGCCGAUCUCACCCCUAACGCGACUUGAGUGCGUUAUCUGUGAUGAGAUUCACGCACCAGUUCACGCACCAGUAAAUCGGAGAGGAGGGGUUCCUCCAGGGUAACAAUCUCUAGAAUAAAGUAGUGUUGUAGAGAUGCGCGUAUUCAGACUUGCC
This is a messenger RNA of Sphaerulina musiva SO2202, 2167 nucleotides long. Its product is annotated as acyl-CoA N-acyltransferase. The coding region runs from base 66 to 1637 and encodes 523 amino acids. Lineage: Eukaryota; Fungi; Ascomycota; Dothideomycetes; Mycosphaerellales; Mycosphaerellaceae. The transcript has a single exon. Gene Ontology annotation, molecular function: histone H4 acetyltransferase activity. Gene Ontology annotation, biological process: subtelomeric heterochromatin formation. The record is from RefSeq and is a predicted model, not a curated record. Gene Ontology annotation, cellular component: nucleus.